This is a messenger RNA of Entrophospora candida, 408 nucleotides long. Lineage: Eukaryota; Fungi; Glomeromycota; Glomeromycetes; Entrophosporales; Entrophosporaceae. The record is from the annotation of a GenBank genome assembly.
UAAAGAGCUAGAUGACCUCGAAGAUGAAAUGCCUGGUGCAAUAUAUUUACCAGUUGAUAAAUCGCAUCGUGACGGACUUGUGAAAUCUCAGCCAGCAAGGACAGUGUGUGCUCUACAUACUAGGAAUGAACAUAUGGUUAGAAUUCAAGUUAGAAGAUUAGGAAUGACAAAUUCUGUUAUGCUUGGUUACAAUUUUCGUGAUCCUGCAGAAAACAAUAAGUUGUAUAAAUCUGUUCUCGAUUCAGGUGCACCAGAAAUGAUCCUUCCUUAUCAUGUCCGUAGGAUAUUUGGAAGAAGAGGAUGGAAAACUGUCUUAGGUGUUACUAUCGGAUAUGGAGCACCCGCUCGCCUGGUUCAUGCAUCAACAACAUUUGAAGUUGCAAUUGGGGAUGAUAAUAGUUGGACUAA